CUGGUUGGACGUGUUUUCCGUCUAGUCUCUUUAGACUAUUUGAUUGCAUUUAAUUAGAAAAAAAUAUUUUUAAGUGGACAAUUAUUUUUUGGACAAUUUCGAACCACGUGUGAAAAAGACUAUCCCAUUUUGUGUGCAUCGUCCAGCCAUCGAAUCAAAGGGCCUCCUCUCACACACACACUCAGGCAACGCAGUGUCGACGAUGAGCGCCGAAUUCUGCUGGACAAGGACGGCUGAUCAUGUCCGACUGUCGGAAAUCGCUUCUCGCCAAAGUUCCUGCCUGGCCGCCAGUUUCAAUCAGCUUCAACUUGUCGACCCUUGGGCCAACCCCGUCACGUUGGCGCCCAGCAGUUCUUCCCAGCAGCAGCACCGCUCAUCGGGGCUAUUGAUCUGGACGGGCCAGCCGCAGGCGGACGACGCCACCACCACCACCACCUACGACUACCGCAGCCUGGCAAUGCACAUCAACAGUUGGCUGGAGAACCUACCGACGGAUUCCAAAUGGAACCGAUCCUUGGUGGCGGUAAGGAUCGUCGGGACAGCGCCGGACGCUUUGCUGGCCGAUGAUUUGUACCAGAGUAUCCGGCGUGAAUUAUUUGGUGUCGGGUCCACCAAGGAUCCGACGACGACGGCCGACGGCCACUGGACCCAGCGACUCGGUUGCCAACUGCCCAAAGAUAGCCGGCUGAGCAUUUUGCUGGCCGGGAUCGAUCGACUCGACUCUUGGGGACUCAUAUCGGUCGACAAGCUUCCGGACAACGUCCGUCUGAUUGUCACUUGUUCCACCAGCCUCGUCAAAGAUGUUCGCGGAUGGACUUGUGUUCAGAUGACCCGUCCCGAAGGUCCUGCCCAGCCGCCGACGGUUUGGUCGUCGGAUCCGAUCCUGGGUCCUUUGAUCGCCUCCCCGGCGGGCGUCAAUGACACAAUCGACGCCAUUUUGACGGGGUUUUUUGAUGAGGUCGAACGCCAAUAUCCGCCGGAUUUCGUCCACAAAUCAUGCGCCAUCCUAACACUGGCCUCGGGUCUGGCCGGAUGCAAUUCUUCCGGACUGGCCGAAGACGAAUGGCGUCAAUGUCUCGACCCCGAUCCAGCAGCAGACGACAACAGCAGCCUCCAACAAACCCUGAGGCAGUUGAUCCAGUCAUUAGAUCCCCUUCUGAUCCGAGUGGCCGCCGGUGCUGCUCCGCUUCCUUCCGGCGCAAUGGAACUAACGGAAACGGCGGAUGAAACGCAAUCGGAGAGUCAAACUGGCGACCUUUAUUACUACUACUACAGCUGGAGCCAACCGGCCUUGUCUUUUGCCCGUCGCCGCUACAAGAGCCAGUGCGGAAAUCCGGGCUUGCUGGCCGCCUUCGCAUCCAUCCCGUCGGCUUUCAAGGAAAAGGAGAACAACAACGUCGUCAAUGCAGCCGUCGAUUCAUCUGUGGCUGCACUUCGCUGGGUGGCCAGGUUCUUCUCCAUUGUCGCCGAGACGUCGUUCGAUCUGGAACGAGAUCAAUUCGAGGAAACGCUAUUCGACUGGAGAACGUGGAGACUGGCCGCCCAGGCUGGACGGAUGGGUUUGAGCCUCAUCUCGGCCGCCGUUCAACAGUCGGCCACCAGGUGGGUGGACUCGCAUCUUUGGCUGCUCGAGCGAUCCUUGCCGUGGAUCAACCAGGCCGAUUACGUGGCCAACGACUUGAGCGUCAUUUCAUCCCAACAAUUGGCCGCCCAGCUGACGGUGGCCCUCAAACCUUACGCCGAUAAAGAGAAUAGCAGCCAACAUCUGUGGCGAUUGUAUUGCGAUGCCCAGGCGGAAUAUGAUCAAUUUGGCGGACCUGUUCUCAUGGCCAUGCCAUCCGGAUGGAAUUGGAAUCACUCCGGGAAGCCACUAGAAAGAAAAGUGGACAACGCCUUUCAGAGGGAACCCAUCCAAUUAAUGACGGCCAGUCCGGACGGCCAGUGUCUGGUCCUGGUCACGGCCGAUUCUAUUGAUCCUUUCUUCAGCCUGUCGGCGGCAACCGGACGCCGGAUGGCCGUUUACAAAGGGCACAGCGGCCGUGUGACUUGCGUCCACGUCACGGGCGACGGAUGUCACGUCAUCAGCGGCUCGGAGGAUCUCAGCGUCAUGGUCUGGGAGUUGCACGGGAGCGGCAACGCCAUCUUGCGGAUCAGGGAGCACAUUGCUUCCGUCUCUUGCGUGUCGUCCGUCCUGGCCAGCCGGAUGAUCAUUAGCGGAGGCGAGGACAGCAUCGUCAUGUCGUUCCAGUGGCAGCCGGGCAAAGGACAAGGACAGGGACAACUGCCCAGUGAGUCGAAAGAAUCGAGGCUGGCCCGCAUCGAUCACCAUCGCGGACCCAUCACGGGACUGGCCAUUAAUCACAGGGAGGACGUCCUGGUGUCGGCCUCUCACGACGGAUCGCUUUGUCUCUGGUCACUGGACAACUGGACGCUUCUCAAUUUGAUCGAAGUCGGACAGCCAGUUGGACACGUCACUUUAUCAAGGGACGACGUCUUUCUACUGGCCGUCGGACUGGAAGACGGACUGCCUCGGCUCUUUUCUCUCACGACCGGCUCGCCCCUCAGGACGUGGACUGAUUUGCCCAUCAAAGUCGCCGGGGCCAUGAUUGUCGGCGGUAACGGACACUCUUACGCUGCCAUGAUGGCCGGAGAUGGCCGGUUGAUGUGUUACGACUGCCACAGCGGACAGCUCGUCCACACGCUCUCGAUCGAUUACCCGGGCAAAAAUGCGGCCUCGUCAACGUCCGUCUGCUGUACCCGGGCCAACGAUCCUCGUCUCCUCUUUCAUUCCGUGGGCAACAAAGUCAAGAUGUGGCUGCUGCGGUACGAGGAGAAGCGGCCAGUGGUGGCGGUGACUAGUCCCAUGACCUACCUGGCCAUGUCGCCGCUAGACGGCGCCGUAGUGGCGGCUGGCGACCGCUCGGGCCAAGUGCAAUUGUGGCGGACGUCCAUUUUGUCGAAAAUCGCCCAAUGGGGCCAUCCGUCGGCGCCGGUGAGUGUCGUAAACUUCGACGCGGCCGGACUCUACGUCGCCUCGGCCGCCGAAGACGGAACGGUCGCCGUCUGGCACCUGGAUGCCGGCCAAACGCUUCCGCCAACUCAGAUCCACCCCAUCGGCUGCAGGAUCAACCAACUGGCCAUCAUGGCCGACUGGAACGGCUACGCCGUUUCCUGCGAUUCCAACGAAACGGUCGUCCAGUGGAAACUGGGAACCGGAGAAAUUGUCCGCCAGUGGAACCUCGCUGCUUCCAAGCUCCUGGUCGUGGCCAACAACACCCGCUGGAUGGCCGGAUCGACUAGAUCCAACAGCGUUCGAUUGUGGUCGCUGGAUUCUAACGAGGAGAACAAGGAGGUGGUGGCCGUGAGUCACGCCGAAGAGGUCCUGUGUCUGGCGCCUACGCCGGACAGCCGCUACAUCAUCACCGGCUCUAAAGACUCGUCGUUGAAGAUGUGGGACGUUCUGGCCGGGCCGUCAGAUAAAGGCGGCAAAUUGGUGCAAAUUAUGGCCGGGCACGGUGAUCACGUCACGGCCGUCGUGGCGUCGCACGUCGCCAAUGUCCCGGCUCUGGCCAACACGGCCAACAGCAAGCAUUUGCUGGUGGUGUCGGGAUCCCGCGACGGCCAGCUCAUCAUUUGGGAUGCCCAGCACGGCAGCGAAAUCCAUUCGAUGAGGCGACACGUGUCGGCCGUCACAUGCCUCAAAGUCACCUCUGACGGCUCUGUCGUCGUGUCCGGAUCGGAAGACGGAACGGUUCGCGUGUGGAAUAUGAGACUGGGCACUAGCCUAUCAUCUUUUGCCUUAGAUUGUCCCGUUUAUCAGAUUGUCAUGUCACCGGACGCUUCCAGAAUGUGGAUUAGAAUGGCCCAGAAACCGAUUCCGGCUAUUUUGGAACUAAGACACACACCGGCUGUCCACGUCAAGACAGAAGUGGCUUCUCGCCCAGCUUCACCAGUCCACCUGAAAAAAGCCCCGCCCACUCGCCGUCUGCUCAAGAAGGAAAUCUCACUCGACUCGUACACUUGGCUCAAGCGAUACGGAACCAAGAACGGCGGCGCCCAGCAGCAGCAUCACAAUCAAGCCUCGGCUCACGCCCAGCAGCAGACGUCCGUCUCACAUUCGCCCACCGUCGAGUGUGUCCUCAUGAAACUCUCGAGACGCAAUUCCUUUUGCAACGUUCCAGAGUCUGGCGAAACCUAAACAAACGGAUAUGCAAAAUAUCAAUUAAACCAGACGAUAUUUACCAGUCGCGAUCCUAUCGAUUGAUUUUUAAACACAUUUCUCGUAUUUCCUUGAAAAAUCCCUUUCACUUGAUCUCGUCGACUACUAAUCGAUCCUGUCUGCGUUUUAAUCCCCCCUCAUCUUUCGCACGAAACCUGCACGACUAAACCAAAGAAUUCAAAUACGCGUAGUUUACUAAAAUUAGUCAGCCCCUCGAUAUUGUUAUUUAUUUAUGAUAUAAAUUAUAACCUAUUAUAUACCGGAAAUCCUAUUAUUUAUUAUUGUUUGAUCAUCAUUCCCCCCCCCCCCCUCCUUAAAUCGUUUUGGCUGUUUCAUUCGUUAUAUAUUUACUAUAUUUAAAUAAGACGGCGAAUAUAUAAUAAUGAUUGUGA
Daphnia pulicaria is the source of this 4611-nucleotide messenger RNA. Its product is annotated as protein qui-1-like. Gene Ontology annotation, molecular function: protein binding. Lineage: Eukaryota; Metazoa; Arthropoda; Branchiopoda; Diplostraca; Daphniidae. The record is from RefSeq and is a predicted model, not a curated record. The coding region runs from base 203 to 4198 and encodes 1331 amino acids. The transcript is spliced from 13 exons.